Chenopodium quinoa (quinoa) is the source of this 948-nucleotide messenger RNA. RefSeq lists its product as uncharacterized. The record is from RefSeq and is a predicted model, not a curated record. The transcript has a single exon. Bases 120 to 728 code for a protein of 202 amino acids. NCBI's taxonomy places the organism in Eukaryota, Viridiplantae, Streptophyta, Magnoliopsida, Caryophyllales, Amaranthaceae.
CCCCUCUUCUAUUUAAAACCUUUCAAAAAUAAAUAUUUCUCCACUAUUUCAUUCAAAACCAAGAUUCAGAUCUAGAGAGAGAAAGAUAGUAGAGAGAGAAAGCUCAAGAAUUCCUAAAAAUGGAGCCAUUUCCUAUGGCAAGGGUAUUUUCGUCCAAAGAAAAUAAGCAAAGUUUAGAAACAGGUGAAACUUCUUUUAGGGUAUAUUAUGGUGCAACAGGUGCAACUAUACCUUUUAUGUGGGAAUCACAACCAGGUACCCCUAAACAUCCUAUUUUUAGCAAAAAUGACAAUAUUGUCCCUCCCCUAACACCCCCACCUUCGUACUCGUUACGAGGAUCGUCUUGUAAUAAAAAAAGCACGAAAUAUAACAAAAUAUUUCGUGCUUUUAUUUCCUCGUUUAGUCGUAGUAGUAGGAGUCGCUCCUCUCAUGUUACUCCUACAUCAUCGUUGUCUUUAUCAUUAUCGUCCUGUAACUCUUACUCGAGCCCCUUAUCGUGGUCUACCUCAUCUACGAGCUCAUCGUCCCCACGAUCAUCGCCUCGAGGGAAGUGUAACAAGUCUCAUAGGAGAAGCUUCUCAUUUGGCAACCCUAGAGAAAAGUCUCCAUUUUUUGGUGAAGAAGAGGAGGAACGAAAUGUGGGAGGUCUUGGUUCAAUUAUGUGCUUUGGGUUUAAGAAGCAACAAGCUAAUAAGGGUGUUACUUUAUGCAAUAAAUUUAUGGUUUAAUUAAGGGGUUUAUUUGGGAGAUGAAAUAUAAUAUUUGUACAUCAUAAUAUUGAGUGUUUUUAAUUAAUUACUCCCAAUUUAGCUUUGAUUAAUAGCUUAGCUUGUUUUUUGGCUGAGUUUUUAAUUUAGUAAAGGGUUUGUUCGGGUAGUUUUCUUGCUACCGUAUACCCUUUUUUACUUGAGAUUAUGGAAUGUAUUACUCUUUAUGGUGCUCAUUAAA